GUCGUGCUCUCCUCGCCAGGCCUCUUCAUCCACCCACGAGCAUCCCCUCCUUCCGACAAUCCGUUUCACAUCCUUCAUCCUCCUAUGCUGUCCGAAGUUUUGCCUCAAAACGAUCAAAAAGUGGAAAAAAUGGCAAAUCACCUGCUGAACCUGCAGCCCCAAAGGCAGACGAGAGCUCCUCAUCAGGGAUCAACUCUCAGGCUCCAAAACCUACUCCCGGCACAGCUGCUCCUACUCCCGAAAGUACAACAGAUAUUCCCCCAGCUACUCAGGAUGCUUCACAGAAACCACCUACACCCUUGCCUGAAACAUUAUCGUUGGACUUCUCACCACCAGAGGCUCUGAUAGAGGCUCCUGUGACAGAGGGAGAGCGUACAGGCGCGCGCUCAUCGAAAGGAAGUUUGUCGCAGAUUGAAGAGAGGAAGAGGAUGAUCGCGAGAAUUAGUAUGGCCUUGUUCGUGGCGGGUUUGGGUCUGGGUGGGUUCUACCUCGGGAGAGAGUGGGAAGCGGACGAGUUGAAGGAGCUGAAGUUGACUCCUGAAACGGCACCAUCAACACGAUGGGGACGUACAAGAACUCGGUUCAUGUCGAUGUUCGAUUAUUUCUCUGAACCUGCGUGGCCCGAACUUCUCCCCCCUCCCCUUCCUGCGCCGCAUCAAAAACCUUACACCCUUGUCGUCUCCAUGGACGACUUACUUGUAACAAGUACAUGGGACCGAGCACACGGGUGGCGAACAGCAAAACGUCCAGGCGUAGACUAUUUCCUGGCUUAUUUAUCGCAAUUUUACGAAGUUGUUAUUUUCACGACUCAAUAUCACUACACCGCCCUCCCCGUCCUCGAGAAACUCGACCCUUACAAUUUCUUCAUCACUUACCGCCUUUUCCGUGAUGCAACCCGCGCGACGGACGAAGGACCCGUGAAAGACCUGUCAUACCUCAACCGUGACCUUUCCAAAGUCGUCAUUCUAGAUACACACGCCAAUCAUGUUCGAACGCACCCUGAAAACGCUAUUGUCAUGAGCCCAUGGAAGGGCGAGGUCGAAGGACCUGAGGCCAAAGGCUUGGUCGAGAUGAUUCCAUUCCUAGAGUCAAUCGGCAUAUAUAACCCGCAGGACGUGAGGCCUAUCCUUCAGGCGUACCAAGGGAAGGAUAUUCCCCGCGAAUACGCCAAGAAGGAAGCUGAGGCUAAAGCUAAGUUCAUCGAGGACUGGAAAGCCAAAGGUGGCCACAAAGGUCUCUCAUCUGGCGGAUUCACCCUCAGCAGUCUCUUCGGCGGCUCUGCUUCCUCCCAACCCGCCGUGCCAGAAACCUACCUCGAAGCUAAACGCCGCGAAGCCCAGGCGCUCUAUCUCCAAGAACAACAAUACAUCAAAGAACACAAAGAAGAGUUCGAGGCGUUGUUGGAGCAGGAUAGACAGCAGCAGGCGGCACAGGCUUCAGGGAACCUGUUCGCUGCGCUGGGAUCGAUGACUGGUUUGCCGGCUCCCCCACUGCCAGGCCAGGAGGGUGCUUCUGCUGCCCCUGGUGCUCCCGGAUCAGCUCCUCAAGGGUCAGCUCCGGGCGCUGCGGCGCCGGCGCAGAAGUAAACCCUAGGCAAUGGAACGGCGAAGUUGGAUGGGCGGAGUUUUGGCGUGGAGGAGAACGUCUAUCGUACGCACGUAGGAGUAAUGACAUGGCGAUGCGCUCACCUCUCAGCACCUGCUUUCUGUGUGAGGUUAGAUCAUGUUGAGCUGUGAGGGCGUUAUAAGGCUAGUGGCAGUUGUCUGUUCUGCGAUGGCCAAUGAAAGUAUAAUACCG
This is a messenger RNA of Stereum hirsutum FP-91666 SS1, 1797 nucleotides long. Its product is annotated as HAD-like protein. Gene Ontology annotation, molecular function: phosphoprotein phosphatase activity. Lineage: Eukaryota; Fungi; Basidiomycota; Agaricomycetes; Russulales; Stereaceae. The record is from RefSeq and is a predicted model, not a curated record. Bases 429 to 1586 code for a protein of 385 amino acids. The transcript has 7 exons.